This is a messenger RNA of Plasmodium knowlesi strain H, 1341 nucleotides long. RefSeq names its product tetratricopeptide repeat protein, putative. Bases 1 to 1341 code for a protein of 446 amino acids. Gene Ontology annotation, molecular function: protein binding. NCBI's taxonomy places the organism in Eukaryota, Apicomplexa, Aconoidasida, Haemosporida, Plasmodiidae. The record is from RefSeq and is a predicted model, not a curated record. The transcript has a single exon.
AUGGAGGACGACUUCCACGUGGACGAGGAAUACAUCAAGCAGCUGUCGGAGAAGUACAAAAACGCCGAACACCCCCUCUUCAUGGAUGAACUGCCUGCCAACAUUGAAGAAAAUGAAGACCUGCAUGCUCUCUACAAUUUAAUGAUCGACGAUGAAGACGAACUAAGUUUGGCCAAAAAUUUUAAGCAAGUCGGAAAUGAUUACUACCAGGAUGGAACCAAAUAUUUUGAAGAUGCCAUAAUUAGCUAUACCAAGGGCAUAGAUAUACUGACCAAGUAUUGGGAAGAUAAGAAUUUGGAGAAGCGCAAGGCAGAGAGGGGUAAACUGAGAAAUGACAGUAACAGUUCUCCCACCGAGGGGACCAAAAGCAACGCGCAAAAUGUCAGCUCCCAACGGAUUAGCAAUGGAGUCAGUAUCGAAAAUGGGGAGAGUACCGCCGGGGAGGAGGCAGGAAAACCUGCAGUUAAGGGUGACUCUACCUCUAGUAGGAAAGGCACGGAGAUAACCGUACUAAAUGGGUUACAUAAUGAAGGUGGCCAUCGAGAUGACCUCCGUGAUAACGAAAUAAGGGGCGUCCUGGCCGACCUCCACUGUAACCGAGCAAUCGUCCACUACAAAAAGAAGCGCUACGUGAAAUGCCUGCAGGACUGCCGAAAGGCAUACGCCUUCAAUCAGACAAAAUUCAAGAGCGUGUACUAUAGCAUCCUGUGCUCUUACCACUUGGAACUGUACAAAGAUGCCCACAUGUACGUUAACCGUUUUGAAGACAUGACCAAAUCUAUUGAUCUCAAAAACCAUAUCAAUUUGAAUGAGUACGAAAAGAUGAAAGAAAUAAUUUUCAAAAAAUACGAAGACAUUUUAGAAAGAAAAAAAGUAUACCAAAAUGAAAAAAGAAAAGCCGAAGAAAACGAAAAAAAUGUUGCUAACCUUGUCCAAGAUAUUUUACACAAAAGAAACAUUCAGAUGGUUGAAAAUGUAUACCAGCAGGGAAACAAUGUCAUCCCUGUGCUCUACGUAGAUACUUCUAUGUAUAUUCAUUUUACUGUUUUCUUGCUCUACUUUGAAAGGGCAAUCAUGGAAACGAUAAUCGACUUUGCAGAAAAUCAAUCCAUCAUGGACCACUACGAUAUUGUAAAGAAGAACAAAAACAACCAUCUCCUUUUUUGUUAUAUCGAAUUUCCUUAUGAUGUCUUUUUCAUGAUUCACAGCAGCUCCUACAUUUGUGACGUACUCAACAGGGCCAAAUUAUUUUCCCCCAUUCUGUCCAUACACAUUAUCGAGAAUGAGGAAGCCAACCGACAAUUCAGGAGUGGCAAAACGAUCAAGUCCAUUCCGCUGUGA